AUGUACCAGGGCCAAUUUGAAAAGAAAGUUCUACACACAAAGAACGACAACGAUGAAGGUUGCAGACACCGUUCGAUUCUUCGAGCACAUCGUCUUAAUCCUUUGAUUCAUCAAUCGAUUGUAGAACAUUCUUCCACAAAAAUCGACGAUUCCUCAACUUCUUCAAAUAUUCAAAAUUUGCAAAUGGAAGCCACUGGAGAAGCUAAUAUCGACUCCAUACAAGAAUUCUUCCUGAAGGAGGCCACCAUUGUCCGCUCACAUAUUUUCCACAAUUUCGAUGAUGAAUCAGAAGGAGAUUGCAUCAAUGAUCCAUGGCCUGGAAAUGAAUCUGGAGGAGAUAGACUCAUUGGAAUCACAAUCGAGGCUGAUCCUUCGGGCGCUUGUGCUGCAAAGAAAGGCGGUGAGUUGCCGAAGAUGAUAGGAGAUGAUGUUCUUACCUUCGGUAGGGAGGGUAUGCCAGAUAAGGUGGUGGAAUCGGAGGUGCCUGAGGAGGCAGAGAAGUCAUGUGUUGACGGACUACAAGGAUUAAAAUUGGAGACAAAAAGGUUAAUGGAGAAAUUGAAGGUAAGAAAUCUGAAAGUGGUAAGAAAUUAA
Lactuca saligna is the source of this 594-nucleotide messenger RNA. Lineage: Eukaryota; Viridiplantae; Streptophyta; Magnoliopsida; Asterales; Asteraceae. The record is from the annotation of a GenBank genome assembly.